Messenger RNA from Seminavis robusta, 930 nucleotides. The record is from the annotation of a GenBank genome assembly. NCBI's taxonomy places the organism in Eukaryota, Bacillariophyta, Bacillariophyceae, Naviculales, Naviculaceae.
AUGGUUGUGGACCAACAGUCCUGGUCGAGUGAAGCUUUGCCACUGGUAGGCGCAACCAUCCGAGUCGAAGAAGAAAAACAGCAGGAAGAUGGUAUGCGCUCGAACGGUAACGUGGUCCAAGAAGCAGAGGAGGAGGAGCAGGAUGUCAGCAUCAUGACAAACCCAGUAUUUGCUCUACAGAGAUCUACUAGUAUCCCCCGGGAUAUUCCCGCCCCUCUCACUGGAACAAGGAAAGAAGGCGCGGCUACGAGUGCUGGAACUCAAGCCCGCAACACGGAAAGCGGACGCGUAGGCACAGCGCAUGAAGGCGUGGCGACGAUUCAAGACCAUGUUCGUGCGGGCGACAGUCAAGUUGCCACCGCAAAGAUCAACAAGACAGCAAUAUGGAUAUUGAUUGCCUAUGCCCUGUUUGCUGCCGGGUACAUGUGCCGAGAGCUUCAACUUGGUAUCCUGAAUACAGCCACACUCACCAAGGAAGAUGUUCUCAGAAUCAGCCAGAAGCAGAUUGAUGAGACUUUGCGUCAAGCCACUGUUUCUGGGCGCACAGAGGAAGAUAUUUUGUCGAUUUUCAACCAGCGGUUCCAGGAGACUUUGCAGAAAGCCACUGUCUCAGAGCUCACAGAGGAAGAUGUUCUCAGAAUCAGCCAGAAGCAGAUUGAUGAGGUUUUGAGUCAAGCCACUGUUUCUGGGCUCACAGAGGAAGAUGUUGUUUCGAUUUUCAACCAGCAGAUCAAGGAGACUUUGCAAGAGGUGAAAUCACCCGGAUCCAUCAAUGAAGACAUCAUUCAGGUUGUCAAGCAGCAAGUCCAGUUGGCUUUGGAAGAAGCCAAUGGCUUCGGAACGACUUGCAAUGACGCACGUGCUACAAGGCACGACAGCAAAGGUCUGGUUGCAGCUUGCCUUUGUUGUUUUGGCCGCAUUCCUGUGUAG